UCCCCGGGGGCCUCGGUCUCCGGGACCCCAAACCGGGGCAUUGGUCAGAGAAGCGGGUCGCGGAAGGGCCGGUGCAGCGGCGCUGCCCAGCCUGGACCUCGCUGCCCGCUGGUCUGUCCGUCCCCUCCCCCUCCCCCCCAGACCCACGGGCUGCGUCCUCACAGUCCUCACCGCCGCGGUCUCCAGUGACGCCAGGGGGCCUCUUGUCACCUAGGCCAUGCCACUUCACCGGGGCCUUGGGUUCCUGCUGUGACCUGCGAGCACCGGACACGGUGGACCCAGGUCCUGCGGGCAGGGCACCCGGCAGCCGCCAGACCGCGGAGGCGUCUAACCAGGUGCCCGGUGGCUGGGACUGUCUCCACAGUGUGCGGGAGGCCUGUGGUGGACUGGAGGAUCUUUGGUGGCAGCGGGGCGCCUGACCAGCAGUGGCCGUGGCAGGCCAGCCUGCAGUUCCACGGCAAGCACAUCUGCGGCGCGGCCCUGAUCGACAACUUCUGGGUGAUCUCAGCGGCCCACUGCUUCCAACAGUCCUACGACGCCCGUGACUACCUGGUCCUGCUGGGGUACCACGAGCUGCACGGAGCCGCCCCGCAUGGCCUGCAGGCGGCCGUGCACCGGCUCAUCAUCCACAAGGCCUUCAACAAGGACCACUUCUUGAGCAACGACCUGGCGCUGCUGCAGCUGCGGCGGCCCGUGGACUUCACGCCCCACAUCCUGCCCAUCUGCCUCCCGGAGCCCGACACCAUGCUGCCCAUUUACGCAACCUGCUGGGUCACCGGCUGGGGCAAGCUCACCGAGAAUGACUUCCUGCCCCGCCCCUCGCAGCUGCAGGAGGGGCGGGUCAGCCUCCUGGACAGACGCGUCUGCAAGGUGUUCUUCCAGGCGUCGGACCCCCAAGGCCCGCAGUACACCAUCGACGAGGGCGUGCUGUGUGCUGGGACCAUGAGGGACAACAAGUCCAUCUGCCGCGGAGACUCGGGGGGGCCCCUGAGCUGCCAGCUGAACGACACCUGGUUCCUGGCGGGGCUGUCCAGCUGGAGCCUGCCCUGCCGCUCGCCCGUGAGCCCCAGCGUCUUCACCCGGCUCGCCCACUUCUCCGACUGGGUCCUCGAGCGGCAGAAGGAGAACCCCCCGCCCCCGCGGUCUCCUCAGCACAAACCCGCGUCCUCCCACGGCCCCUCCUCCAUGGGCGCCGUCCCGGGGUCCGGGGUCCACAGGGCCCGGCUGCUGUCACAGGCCCUCCCGCUGCUGCUGCCGCCACUGCUGCUGCCGCCCCCACUCAGGGUGCCGUGAGGGACCCCCGGCGCCCUCCGCCCUUCCCCGUGCGCCCCGCAUGCUCCUGGAGUCUGUCCGUCUCCGGGCCGCAUCUGAGCCCUCCCGUCCCCCCGAGGCCUGACCAGGUAAAAG
Messenger RNA from Phyllostomus discolor (pale spear-nosed bat), 1407 nucleotides. Its product is annotated as serine protease 40. The transcript has 4 exons. The record is from RefSeq and is a predicted model, not a curated record. The coding region runs from base 745 to 1293 and encodes 182 amino acids. Lineage: Eukaryota; Metazoa; Chordata; Mammalia; Chiroptera; Phyllostomidae. Gene Ontology annotation, molecular function: serine-type endopeptidase activity. Gene Ontology annotation, biological process: proteolysis.